CCCCCAUGCGGGAAGGAAAGCUGCAAGUGUAGUUCACGUGCUCGCCCACCCAGUACAUGUUGCCGCAACUUCGAAUAUUCGGCUCGAGAGUGUCCUCGCAAUUUUGUCGAAAGGCGUACUCUUCUGCGGACAUCUGAGUAGCGUAUGCACAUGAGACCGACUUAACAUCCUGGAUCAUUUGCGUUGCAGCCAUGCCGACUCUAGGAGAUAGGCUUUACGAACACCGGCUCGCCGGUCGAUUCUGUGAUGUGGAGUUACUACCGAGCGAUUCGUCGGACGGAAUCAAGUGCCAUAAGCUCGUUCUCAUGGCUUCAAGCGAAUACUUCAGCUGCAUGUUUUCCUCGGGCAUGCGUGAAACUACCGCAGAUUGUGUGAGGCUAGGAGAUUGUCGUUCGGACGUCCUCCUCGCUCUCAUUGAUUUCCUCUACAAGAGCGAGCGUCCCCUCGGUAUCACUUGCGACAACGUUCUUGAGCUCUUCUCGUGGGCGAUCCGUUGCGAUCUUCCGAAACUCAGCGAAUUUUGCUGGGAGUUCAUCCGCAAUUCUCUAGGACCUGAUAAUGCCUUCAGUGUCUUAUCGUUCGCCAUAGCUCAUCAUCUAAAGGACGUCAGGAAAGAGUGCAUUUCCAUGAUUCAGAAUGCAUUCAGUCUACUCGCCGAUGCCGACGAGUGGUCUGAUUUAUCUUAUGGAACGCUGAAAGAGAUUUUAUCUCGCCAAGUGCGGGUAUACCACGAGGAACUCGUGCUAGACAUCCUCAUGCGUUGGACACAGCAGCAUUCGGAUGAGAAAGAUAUCCUCAGCCUGGUGGACGUCGACGGCAUCUCUGAAACGUCUGUCGAAAAGUAUAAAGAUUUCCUGCAAAGCGUCCAUUACGUCCCGAAAGGACCGACGAGCAAAAGCCCUACAUUCCACGCUCACCUGAUGCUCCAAUAUAAACACGAAAUCGGACUCUUAGCUGUGAUCUGCGUUACGAACAGACAUGUCGAGAUUUAUCGCUAUCCAGAGAUAAGCAUCAGCGAAUACGACCGGCAGGAGAACUACAGGGUGAUGUGUUGUGCGACGCACACCGAUGGCAUUGUGAUAGGGGUGUGUCGCAACCUGGGCAUUUUUUCCUAUAACCACACGAUCCGCCAAGUGAAGUUUUGUGAGAAUUUGCAAAUACAAAGGGGUGCGGGAUGCAGCACGAAAGAGGCCGCCGUCCUCGACGUUGUAUCCGUCGGCAAUCAGCUCUGGGCAUUGAUGCGGGACUCGCGUUCCAAUACUUAUCGGCUCUCCUUUUACUCGGCACAUCUAAAUGUGUGGGACUCAUCGAUCGAGGUCCCCAACGACGCCCACAAGAUUAUCGGUCCUCGUACCAACGUUCUAGGUCCAAAUCUCUUCAUUCUUCGGAAGAAUGGAAACCUCAUGUACGCUCCCGUUUCGCACUUGCAGUCUUAUUCAGUUUCCGAACUCCAAACCAUAGAGCCCGGUCCGAAUCGGAAGUUGUUCGACUGUGAAGGUCUUUACAUCCCGGGCGGUCUUGUGAUGAUCCAUGGCAAGGAUACGGCUUGCGACUUCUGGACUUCUUGUUAUGAUGAAACAUCUGGGGAAUGGAAACCCGAUGUCGUCAGGCUGGUCCACGAUUCAUCCCAGGACGACGAGGAUGUCUACGCCUAUAAACUGUUCCUCGAAGGUUCUGACGUGUACCUAAUUGAAGAAUGGAGCUCUGGCACUUUCACGUUACACCGAUGGGCUCCGCAAGAUGUCAGAUGGGACAUCGUGAAAGUUUUCAAACAGCCGCGGGCGCGGCUCGUCGGCCCUGUUCACUUGAAUGAUUGUAAUGCCGAAUCGGACUAGUCAGCUGAUUGUACAUGGAUAUUAAUGACGCUUAUUGUUAUUGUUAUUUGUGGGACACGUUCCCUCAGUAGAUCCUCCGGGUCAUUGUGCCGGCAGCAGGAAUUAAACCCACGCCAAGAGGCGAGCGGCAUCGUUGCGGCUUGGCACUCGACACCCGUCGGUAUUGUCUCGGUCGAGGUUUCCGAUGAGACCGAGUUUCUCAUACGCAAUGCGUGCCGCCUUCGACCACCCUUAAGUUUUCAACAUUCAGAUUGAGGUCCGACCGGGAUCCGGACGUUGGAAUGCUUAAGCAUCAAUCGUUGAAACUCGCAGCAGAGAGCUUUACACCAGUGAUACAAUCGUAUGGUGUUCCGACAUCCUACAUGUCAGCCGCGACGAAACAUUCCCGAGCCUUUGAUACCUCUGAGGACCCUGGGAAUCGUUUCCGAGAACCCUGACGCCCACGCUUAUUGGAUCCGAUGAAGACCCGGAAAUCGCCGGUCCAUUUCGCCGGACAGUUUCGGGAACCACUGCUCCAUGUUUCUGAUGGGAUCCGUCUGAAGAAUAUCUCCAUGAUCGACAACGCAUAUACUUGAUAAUGCGACAGGCCUCGUCAUUGUUAUCGAUAAGUUUUCCUCAAUAAAUG
Galendromus occidentalis (western predatory mite) is the source of this 2460-nucleotide messenger RNA. RefSeq lists its product as uncharacterized. The record is from RefSeq and is a predicted model, not a curated record. The transcript has 7 exons. Lineage: Eukaryota; Metazoa; Arthropoda; Arachnida; Mesostigmata; Phytoseiidae. Gene Ontology annotation, molecular function: protein binding. Bases 192 to 1835 code for a protein of 547 amino acids.